Molecule: messenger RNA, 3144 nt
Organism: Miscanthus lutarioriparius
Lineage: Eukaryota; Viridiplantae; Streptophyta; Magnoliopsida; Poales; Poaceae
Source: the annotation of a GenBank genome assembly
AUGAGGGCCACCGGGGAGCACACAGCUGCGGUGCCCAUCCCCACCCCGCCGCCGCCGCCUGCUGCUGCGGCCUCUGCGACGGAGGAAGCCGAGAAAGAGAGGAGGAAGAACCGCCGCCGCCCCUCGCGGCGCUCCAAGCAGGCGGCCGUCGCCGCGCCGCAGGGCCCGCACGCGGACGCCGCGGGGCCGAGGUCAGUCAGAUCGAUGCCGCCCAUGCACGUGGGCAGCGGCGGCGCCGGUGUCGACGCCGAGGCAGAGGCGUCCGCGGCGGGAACGAGCCAGUCCUGCCCCCUGCUGCCCACGCCGAGACCCGCGGAGGCGCCUGUGUCGAGGGUGGGCGGGGGAGCUACGGCGAUGCGGUACUUCCAGCCUCACUGGCCUGAGCGGGCCGUGGAGGACGCCGUCAAGAGAGGGUAUGCAUUCGUGGCGAAGUUCAGGGUGAACGCUCACAACCGAAAUGAGGCGUACUGCACGAUUGAUGGCAUCCCGGUGGAUGUUCUCAUUACAGGAUUGGCACAAAACAGAGCGGUUGAAGGUGAUCUUGUUGCUAUCACACUGGACCCUGUUGCUCAAUGGACCAGAAUGAAAGGUCCGAAUGUUGCAUGCAACCCUGCGAUAGGAGGAGAUUCUGUGGUCCGUGAGUUUACUGAAACAAAUGGGAAUCAUAGUUGGAAGAAAGGACAUGCAGAUGUCGGCUGCAGGUUUGAAAAUUGCAGUAACGGCUUACCUGUUUUGGAUAGGAUGCAACCCCCACACAAGAACAGUGGUUUUAGUCAAGCUGUUAAGUGUGGAAAUGGGAAUGCUACUGUCCCUGAAAGGAAUGAGAUAGACUUGAAUGAUGGAAAGAGUGAGGCUGCGAGAGCAUUACAAAGGAUCUGUGCCAUGAUAUACUCUCAUCCAAGCAGACGUCCUACUGGGAAAGUAUUAUCAGUCAUUAAGAAAUCUCCGCGCCGUGAUGCCAUUGUAGGUUUCCUUGCUUCUUUCUCAGAGUUCCCUGAUGGAGAGCAGCAGAGAAAUCAGAUGGGUCUAAAGAGGAUGAACAACAGAGCAUCAUCAGUUACAGGCUUGUUUCAUCUCUUGCCUACUGACCCCAAAUUCCCUCCGAUGGUUGUGAGUUUUAGCACUUUGCCAGAUAGUGUCAGACAGAGCCUAAGGGGUGAUGCAGCUAUUGAGAAGGAAUUAGUUGCUGCACGAAUUGAUGAAUGGAAUGACGAAAAUCUCUAUCCCUAUGCCCAUGUUAUACGGUUCUUGGGGAAGGGUGGUCAUGUUAAAACACACAUGGAUGCUAUAUUAUUUGAGAAUGCGAUAUCUGAUGCUGAGUUUUCCCCCGAGUCCUUGGCAUGUCUUCCUGACAAUUGUUGGAAGAUUUCUCAAAAAGAACUUGAAGCAAGAAAAGAUUUGAGGGAGGUCUUGUCUUUUACAAUAGACCCUCCUACUGCAUCAGAUCUUGAUGAUGCUAUAUCAAUUGAAAUACUUUCAGGCAGAACUGUCCGUAUUGGGGUUCACAUCGCAGAUGUUUCCUACUUUGUACAUCCAGAGACUGCGUUAGAUGCUGAAGCUCAAAGCCGAUCUACUAGUGUCUACACCCUGAAACGCAAAAUCUCAAUGUUGCCUUCAAGACUUUCAGAAGUGGUUUCGCUUAAUCCAGGUGUAGACAGGCUUGCCUUUUCAAUUAUUUGGGAUAUUGAUCCUCAUGGUAACAUAAUUAGUCGCUGGAUUGGUCGAAGCGUCAUCUUUUCGUGCUGCAAGCUGUCAUAUGAGCUUGUGCAGGAUUUGAUUUGUAAUGAAGCCAGUCAGGCUAGAUCUGCUGUUUCUUCUCUUGAAGUACAUGGUAAAUUUGAGAGAGAUGAUGUUAUCAAGUCACUUAGAGGCCUUUAUGAGGUCUCAAAAAAUCUGAAGGAAGUUAGGUUCAAGGGUGGAGCUCUUUCUCUUGACACUGCAAAGCUUAUGAUCUUGUUUGAUGAAGAUGGGGCUCCAUGUGAUAGCUAUUGCUAUCUGCAGAAGUCAUAUCUAAUGCAUUCCCUGAUUGUGCCUUUACUCAGUAGGCACCCUGAACCUAAUUUAUGGAAGUUCAGAGAGUUCGAGGCAUUUUGUGCUAAGAAUGGUUUUGAAUUGGAUGCUUCAUCAUCUGGUCAACUCCACCUUUCACUCUCUAGAAUAAAGGAAAAGUUGCAAGAGGAUCCUGUUAUGUUUGAUAUUCUCAUGUUUUAUGCUUCAAAGCAAAUGCAGUCAGCAGAAUACUUUUGCACAGGGGACCUGAUAAGCAAGAAAGAUGAUUGGGCACAUUAUGCGCUGUCUGUCCCUUUGUAUACACACUUCACUUCACCACUUCGAAGAUAUCCUGAUAUAAUUGUUCACAGGACUCUGAAUGCAGUGAUUGAGGCUGAACAAGUGUAUAUGAAGCAAAAGAAAUCUUCCACAGGCCGGAAUGGAGUCAAAGCCUCUUGUGAAUUGAUGGAUAGAUGUCUUACAGGCCUCCAGUUGUGCAAGGAUGCUGCUGAAUCUGAAGAAGGAAAAAAAGCACUUUCUGAUGCAGCUAAGAAAUUUAAGGUUCCUUACUCUGAAAAUCUCGGGGAGAUUGCUGAACACUGUAAUGAAAGAAAGUGGGCUGGUCGCCGUACAGAAGAUGCUGGACAGAAGCUCUACAUGUGGGCUCUGAUAAAGAACAAAGAGGUUGUGGUCUGCAAUGCUAGAGUUCUGGGGCUUGGACCCAGAUUCAUGUCAGUUUAUGUGCCCAAGCUUGCGAUGGAACGAAGGAUAUAUUAUGAUGAAGUUGAGGGCUUAUCAGUUGAAUGGUUAGAAGCCACUGCAACGUUAGUGCUUGAUGCAUGCAGGAACAAGCCUGCUCAAAGGAGGGGAACUCAGAUGAAGUGCAGGCCAAUUGAGGAAGUCGCAAUGGUGGUGAACCCUUCAGAGUUGUCUGAAGAAGAUGAGGAAUCAGGAGCAACAGAAGCUGGCGGCUGCACUGCCAAGUCUGUUUUGUUGAGUGGCGACGCAGUGAAACCUCAGACCACUCCAGCUGUUCUGCCCUUGGUGAUACAUUACCUGAGUGACAUCCCUGUGGUUCUUCAUGCAAUUGGUGGUGAGGAUUGUGCGGUGGACAUUGGAGUAAGACUGUACAUGGCGUCAUACUUCGAGUUAUAG